CUUUCACUUACUACGCCUCUGGUACCUAAUCCUUUUUCUUGCCACCGUCUGUCUUAUCACCGACAUCACCCUCUCCAGCACUCGAGAUUUCAGGGACAAUGCUGUCAUUUCUUCUUUUCCAAUACCCCUUCUAGCGGACGUGUGCACAGUCCUAAUCUUUGCCUAUGGUCUUUGGGGGAAGCCUCAGCCGUUUCUCUUGCCAACAUCGUCUCCAACAUCCAAUAAAUGCACGCGUUUCACUCGGCAUGUUGGUACGACUCUAUUGAUCGGUUUAUGGAUCAUGAACACAACCAUCUAUGCUUCUGCAAAGAUUAUGCUCAGGAAAGUCAUGGCAGGUGUAUCGACCUUGAUUGCAAUUCUUGUCUUUGUCGAGAUGAUUGGCAGUAUACGUAUCGGAAGGGAGCAGCGAAGGAUCCUGAAACAAGAAAAAAGGUGUCUCGAAAGUGCAAAGAUACAAGAGAACAACAAUAGCAAUGAUAGUAACACGACAGUAGACGGGAAUGGCCAAGACCAUUCUUCUGGAAUCAUAUCUGCAAGAGGAGGAGAAAGCUGCGAACGACUGAUUGAGAAAGAUAGUGAGGGUGGCGUUAUGGUGGAGAUUAUCAGGCCGGAGGAGGUAGAUCCAGCCAUGGUCAUUUACGACCAACGAAUUAUGCAUGAACUUUGUCAACAACAGCAGCAGUAUCGCCAGCAAUAUCAGCAUUAUUUGGAAUGGAUGACGGUCUCGGCUCUAACUUCAAUACAGUCCUCCUUCAAACUUGAGAUUCCAAUGAAUGAACCUUUUGAGAGAUCAACAUCGCCGUCAUCAUCGUCAUCACCUCCAUCACCGUCGCACUUAAUGGCGUCUAUAGUAACAAUACCACCAGUAGCGGCAUUGCUAGCACCAAUGACAGGAUCGUCAGCUAAAAUGAAGCAGCUUUUCAGACCAACAGCGCCACCAGCGACAGCAUCCUGUGAAUUAUUAAUAACCCCAGAUUACAAUACUACAGGAGACUAUCAUACUCUAGAGAAGGCAGCGCUUUCAAUAGAGCGGUAG
Molecule: messenger RNA, 1036 nt
Organism: Lobosporangium transversale
Lineage: Eukaryota; Fungi; Mortierellomycota; Mortierellomycetes; Mortierellales; Mortierellaceae
Exons: 2
Coding region: 281-1036 (251 amino acids)
Source: RefSeq, a predicted model, not a curated record